This is a messenger RNA of Plasmopara halstedii, 765 nucleotides long. Its product is annotated as Sec20. NCBI's taxonomy places the organism in Eukaryota, Oomycota, Peronosporomycetes, Peronosporales, Peronosporaceae. Bases 1 to 765 code for a protein of 254 amino acids. Gene Ontology annotation, cellular component: ER to Golgi transport vesicle membrane; SNARE complex; endoplasmic reticulum membrane. The record is from RefSeq and is a predicted model, not a curated record. Gene Ontology annotation, biological process: retrograde vesicle-mediated transport, Golgi to endoplasmic reticulum; vesicle fusion. The transcript has 3 exons. Gene Ontology annotation, molecular function: SNAP receptor activity; SNARE binding.
AUGGCAGAGAUUAGUUACUACGAUGCAGACUUAAGCGAUGCAAUCACCAAGUUAAACGACCUCAUGGGCAAAGUAGCUAAGGCACCGCCUGGUGUUCGACCUGAGAUGCUGGCGAUGGCUGAAGUAAAGCUGAAGGAAAUGAUUGAGCUCAAAAAAGGAUUUCAAUUGGCACUUCGCCAAGCUCCACGAGAUCAAAUUGCUACCUUUCGUGAGAAAUUUGAAGAGCAUUGUGCUCGUGUGGAAGAGCUUUCGGGUGAAUUUCGAUGGGCAAAGGCUGAACAAGAGCGCAACGGUCUGUUUGGUGAUCGAGCGGCUGCCAAUGUAGCUGGGGCGCGAGUUACUAAUGGAAUGGGUAAUAAAGAUCUACUUGAUAAGACUGUUGACAUUCAAACAAAGACGGAACAAAGUCUCAUGAGCACGGCAAAGAUGGUGGAGCAGUCAAAAGAGGUUGCAGCGGCCACUGCUGAAGCGCUGCGUAGUCAACGCGAGCACAUUGUCGAGAUCACAGAUGCCGUGAUGGGUAUCGAGGAUAGUUUGCAGAGAGCUGACAAGCUUAUUCGAUCUUUUGCACGACGUAUGGCCACCGAUCGAGUAAUUCUGUUGUUUACAUUCCUGGUGAUUGUCGGGAUUGCUGGUAUUGUUGGCUACAAAGCUGUUAAUCCAAAGGAUACAACGUUUUACGUGCCAGAUGAAGUGACUCCUCCAGAUCCGACUGUACUUUAUAACACCACAGUAGCUGCCAUCAAUACAACACUAAACUCGUGA